This is a messenger RNA of Cynara cardunculus var. scolymus (artichoke), 2110 nucleotides long. RefSeq names its product protein WHAT'S THIS FACTOR 1 homolog. The transcript has a single exon. The record is from RefSeq and is a predicted model, not a curated record. Gene Ontology annotation, molecular function: RNA binding. Bases 233 to 1717 code for a protein of 494 amino acids. Lineage: Eukaryota; Viridiplantae; Streptophyta; Magnoliopsida; Asterales; Asteraceae.
GAUAACGCCAGCUCUACGAACAUAAAACCCCAAAUCAACUUCUUUGGGCUUCUAUAAACCCUAAUCCCUAAUCGUGUAGGUAAGUCCUUAUCUUCGUCGUUUCUCUCUAUCUGCGUAUACCUUUCAGUUUGUAGUUGUUCAAUGAUGGCUACAUAUCUGCAUGACGAAUUUCUUCUGUGAUUUUUUCCUUCUACUUUCAGUUGAACUCAUUUUCUUGCAAUUUUGAGCUUAAAUGGCUUCAUCUAUUACCACUCUACCUUUCUUUAUAUCACAUAAAACAUCUCCAAUUCAAAAACCUAGAUUUUCCUUGGAGAACUCUGUUUUAAUUUCUAAAGGCCCGUCUGAAAAGACAGCUUUUUGGGGGAAGACUUUGAAUUUGCAAGUUGGGAGUUUUGGUGGUGAAUUUAGGAAAAAUCAUCUUCGGUUUUCUCCGAUUCAAGCUUUGGUCAAGAGGAGGAAAGAGCUUCCAUUCGAUAACGUGAUUCAAAGAGAUAAGAAGCUGAAAUUGGUUAUGAAAAUCAGGAAGAUUUUAUUGAGUCAGCCUGAUAGGGUUAUGCAACUUCGUGAUUUGGGUAGGUUUAGAAGAGCAUUAGGGCUUCAGAGAAGGAGGCGGUUUAUUGCACUUUUGAGGAAGUUUCCAGGGGUAUUUGAGAUUGAGGAAGAAGGGGUUUUUUCUCUUAGAUUUAAAUUAACACCUGAGGCUGAGAGGUUAUAUUUGGAAGAGAUGAAGGUUAGAAAUGAAAUGGAGGAUUUGUUAGUUGUUAAGUUAAGAAAAUUACUGAUGAUGUCAUUAGAUAAGCGGAUUCUUGUCGAAAAGAUAGCUCAUUUGAAAAAUGAUUUUGGGCUUCCUUUAGAAUUCCGUGAUACAAUUUGUCAACGGUAUCCACAGUAUUUCAAGGUUGUUAGAACCGAAAGAGGGCCAGCUUUGGAGUUAACUCAUUGGGAUCCUGAACUUGCAGUUUCGUUUGCUGAGCUCGAAGAAGAAGAGAAUCUGGCGAGAGAAGCAGAAAAGAGGGAUUUGAUCAUAGACAGACCACCAAAGUUCAAUAGAGUUAGGCUGCCGAAGGGUCUUCAACUUUCAAAGGGCGAAAUGAGACGGAUAUCUCAGUUUAGAGACAUUCCUUUUGUUUCGCCUUACUCGGAUUUCUCUGCAUUGAAGCCUGGUACAGCGCAAAAAGAAAAACAUGCUUGUGCAGUUGUACAUGAGAUCUUAAGCAUGACAGUUGAGAAGAGGACCUUAGUUGAUCACCUUACUCAUUUUCGUGAGGAGUUUAGAUUCUCUCAACAGCUUCGAGGGAUGCUUAUAAGACACCCUGAUAUGUUCUAUGUAUCCCUUAAAGGAGAUCGGGACUCUGUUUUUCUUAGAGAUGCGUACCGUGAUUCCCAAUUGGUUGACAAGAAUCGUUUGUUGCUCAUUAAAGAGAAGCUUCGGGCACUGGUUUCUGUUCCACGUUUUAGAGGACGUGUGGUGAAAACUGAUUCGGAUGUUGGUGAGCAAGAAGAGGAGGAAGAUGAUGAUUGGUCAGAUCUUGAUGAUUUAGUGAGCAAUGAAAUGGAUGACAAUGACGAAGAUGAUGAUGAUGAUGAUGGCAUGCCUCCUGAUUUUAACGAAGAUGAUGAAAGUGUGAAAAUGAGCCAAAGCAAACAAGCUAAGAAGGAUGAAAAUAAGGUUCUUGAUCCUGUGUUCCCAGAUGGAAAACCAAGAGAACGCUGGUAAUGUUUGAUAUCAUGUUGCCUUUUUUAACAGGUGAGGUUUAUCCCUGCACCAGGCCAUAAGGGUGAGUCUUUCAUGUGGGUUUGGGUGAUAAGACCAUAAGGAUGAAUCUUGGAGACAUGGGUUUGAGUCAUAAGACCAUAAGGAUGAAUCUUGGAGCAAAAAGGUAGCUGCUUUGUAUCCGAGAAGCCAUGGGUUUGAGUCAUGGUAGCUUUCUUUUUAUAGUAUGCAAGAAAAAAACUUGGUACAAAUACUUUGAUAAGUUUUGUUAUGGGAAUGCACCAGUAUAACAACUCAUUUGUAACAAAAUGAAAUGGUAUAUGCAGCCAGAACUCAAUUGGUAUCAGUAAAUGAUUUCUAAUGUUCAACUUCGAUUAUAUACUUGUAAUCUUUUAU